Molecule: messenger RNA, 3037 nt
Organism: Schistocerca serialis cubense
Lineage: Eukaryota; Metazoa; Arthropoda; Insecta; Orthoptera; Acrididae
Gene: sip1
Product: tuftelin-interacting protein 11
Exons: 14
Coding region: 165-2705 (846 amino acids)
Biological process (GO): spliceosomal complex disassembly
Cellular component (GO): U2-type post-mRNA release spliceosomal complex
Molecular function (GO): nucleic acid binding
Source: RefSeq, a predicted model, not a curated record
GAUUUGUGAGACUCCGGUAGACAAGAUUUUGUUAAAAAGUGAAAAAUAUAUAUGAUCGUAUAAGUUUUCAUGAGUGAAAAUAAUUAAAACAUGAUUUUAUUGUGUAUAAUAUGAUGCGUAUCAUACAUUGUAGCAUGCUUUAGAGCUGUGGGUUAUUACAAACAAUGUCAGACGAUGAGGUAGAGAAAUUUGAGAUAACUGAUUAUGACUUGGAGCAUGAGUUCAAUAUUAAUAGACCUACCAGGAGGCUAACAAAGCAUCAGCAGAUAUAUGGUAUCUGGGCUGAUGAAAAUGGUGAUGAAGGUGGAGGAGGAACAUCAACUAGAGCCAGCUUUAGGGGUGCAGUUGGUGGAAAAGGAUAUAGCUAUACAGCCCCUGUAAGUUUCGUCUCUGGUGGCAUACAGCAAGCAGGCAAGAAGAAGCCUGGUGAAAAUGAGAAAGAGAAGGAAGAAGAAGAAGAAGAAGAAGAAGAUAGUGAGGAUGGGGAGGAGACACGGGCUGGAUUUGGCACUCGGAGACGGAGAGGUGCUGAUAUAGCUACUACAUCAAGUGAGGAAGAUGAGGGAAGCGGAUUAGAGUUCCGGCACCACAACAAAGUCAACUCAUUUGUAGAUGGAGAUAUUGCUGGUUUAAGAAGGAAGAAAGCAUCAACUGUGUCUACUUCUCUGAUGCAAAAAGGUGUUGGCAGUUGGGAAAAACACACAAAAGGAAUUGGAGCGAAGCUAUUGUUGCAGAUGGGUUUCCAGCCAGGAAAGGGCUUGGGAAAGGACCUCCAGGGUAUCUCUGCACCUGUAGAAGCCCAUUUACGCCGUGGAAGAGGCGCUAUUGGUGCGUAUGGACCAGAGAAAGGGAAGAACCAACAGCAAUCUAUUGAGGUCGUUGAUUCGGAAGAGGAAGAAGAAAGAGAGUUUGGGGAGAAGCUCUCACAGUGGAGGCGGAAGGACGCUGGGAGCAAGAAGCGUAUCCGCUAUGUCUACAAAAGUGUGGACGAUGUAUUGGAGCAGGGUAAGACCCAGCCCUCGAUCAGGAAGGAUUACAGUCAAUUCAGCAAGGUGAAAGUGAUCGAUAUGACCGGACCACAGCAGAGGGUGCUAACAGGCUACCAUGCAAUUGCCGGCCAGCAGAGGCCAUCAGAAGAACUGGAGGUACGAAAAGACAAGGCAUUUACAAAUUUUGCUUUGCCUGAGCUCCAACACAACCUCAAUUUGCUGUUGGAUAUGUGUGAACAGGACAUAAUCCAGAAUGAUCGUCGAUUGCGUUACACAAAAGAUCAACUGGUUGUUAUGACUCAGGAGAAAGAUAGACUUAAAUCAAAAGUAAAAGAUCAGGAGCAGCAAAUAGAAAAACUACAAGCCCUUUUGACAAUGAUUGAUGAUGCUUUUAAGGAUGGGAACAGUUUGACCCUUGAUAAAGCAGCAGCAUGCUUCAGAGAGGUGCAGGACCGAUAUUAUGAAGAGUAUCGUAUGUAUGAGUUGGAGAAGCUGGCAUGUGGCUUGGUUGCACCCUUGAUCCAUGAGAAGCUGAAAUCGUGGAAAGCUUUAGAAAAUCCAGCAGAACCAAUACGUCUUUUCCAAACCUGGAAGGAUAUAUUGGAAGUUGGACAUCCGCCUGGGACAGAAAAUGGCCCUUAUCAGCAGUUGGUUUGGGAAGCAUGGAUGCCAGUCAUUAGAACCGUUAUUAGCACAUGGAAUUGUCGAGACUGUGAACCUGUCAUCAAUCUCCUGGAACUCUGGCUGCCACUGUUGCCAACUUGGGUCUUGGAAAAUAUCAGAGAGCAGCUAGUUUUGCCUCGUAUUCAACGGGAAGUGGAAGAAUGGAAUCCUGUUACUGAUACUGUCCCUAUACAUGCAUGGAUACAUCCAUGGCUGCCAUUGCUUGGGCAUCGUAUGGAUUCUACUGUGUUCCCUGUCAUUCGUAGUAAGCUGAGCAAAGCAUUAGUAAAUUGGCAUCCUUCAGAUCAUUCUGCAAGGUUGAUGCUGCAGUCCUGGAAUGCUGUUUUUCCUCGUGGUGAUAUGGAAGCUUUCCUAGUGCAUAAUAUACUGCCAAAAUUGCAGUUAGCAUUACAAGAAAUGACUAUCAAUCCACAACAGCAGCAGUACGAUCAGUGGAAAUGGGUCAUGGACUGGCAAGAUCUAAUACCAACACACACGAUGGCCACCCUGCUGGAGCGAUUUUUCUUUCCCAAGUGGCUGCAGAUACUGACAUUGUGGUUGAGCCAUAAUCCAAAUUAUGAAGAAGUGACGAACUGGUACACUGACUGGAAAGGCAUGUUAUCUGAGAAUUUACUUAUACAACCUGGAAUUCAGGAACAGUUUAGGAGAGCACUGGAGAUGAUGAACAGAGCAGUAUCAAUGCAGUCGCAACCAUCAUCCCAGCCAGGUGCUGUAGAAUCUGUCUCGUACCUCACCAACAUCGAACAGACCCCUGCUGCUCAGCGUGGGAAGGAACGGAUGGAGAUGCUGGCAGAAGCUGUUCGUACUGCAAGUCAGAUACCACAAGGAUUUAAGGACCUCAUUCAGAAGCGUUGUGAGGAACGUGGUAUUGUUUUUGUGCCACUUGCUAAUAGGUACCGUGAAGGCAAACAAAUUUAUCGCUGUGGAAAAGUUCAAGUGUACCUGGAUCGCAAUGUUGUUUUUGUCAGUUAUAAUGGUGGAAGCACAUGGGCUCCAACAUCACUUUUUAGUGUGUUGGAAAUGGCUGCUUAAAAUUUUUGCAAGUGUUCUUUGUUGUGCAAAGGGGCCGGUGUUCAGCAGCAUUUAAAAAGAAAUUAUAUGCUGUUUUAUAGUGUUGUGUCAAAUGAGAAGAGAAAUAAGUAUGUGCAUAAUUGUGUGACAAUGGUGUGAUGAAAGCGGAGACACUGCCUGUGAUCAAAUUAAGACCUCACUUUUUGAUCGUGAAAAAAAUUCAGAUUAUGUACAUAUCGAAGCGAAUUGCUAAUUUUGUUUAUUUUUGUACUUGUAUUGUGAAGUUUAGGCUAAAUGUCUCAAAGUGAUAUACUGUGUAUUCCAAAAUUUUAAUGAAAUAUGUUGUAAUAUUA